AUGCAAGAUUGGGUUAAAUUUCUACGUGCACAUGUAAUAGGCGUUAGUACUGGAUAUUUGACUGCUGCAACAGCAGACAAGCUUAAACGUCCAUUUAUAGAUGUAGAGGGUUUUGGUUUAGGAGUUCAAGCUUACAAUCGCGCAUGGGCAACGCCUGGUCAAGCUCUAGUACACUGGGGAGAUCUUUUUGGACAUGAAACUGUCUUCUGGAUGACUCCUGGUCGUGAUUUAGUUGUGGCUAUUUUUACAAAUUGUUUAUCAGCUGAUAAAACUGGAUUAGCUUUAGACAAUGCUGCCAAUCUGCUUCUUGCAAGAUAUGUCUAA
Adineta steineri is the source of this 324-nucleotide messenger RNA. Lineage: Eukaryota; Metazoa; Rotifera; Eurotatoria; Adinetida; Adinetidae. The record is from the annotation of a GenBank genome assembly.